GUCAAGAAUAGAACUGCAGGUUGGGCCGGAUAGAAUGGAUAAGAUAAUGAACAAUGCCGUGUUUAUUAUAAGUGCUGGAACAAAUGAUUUUGCUGCUAAUUACAUCCCUCUUCCAAUCAGAAAGAAGAUGUUCUCAAUUGCAGAUUAUCAAAACUUUGUCCUGCAAAAUCUACAAGAAUUCCUACAGGGAAUACACAAAUUAGGAGCUAGAAAAAUGGCAGUGGUAGGACUUCCUCCAGUUGGGUGUUUGCCAGUGAUUAUCACUCUAUUUGGAUUUGGUGAUAGAAAAUGCAUUGAGGCUUUCAACUCCAUGUCCAUCAUUUACAACAAUAAGCUCAAAGAUAUCUUGCGAAAGGCCUCAACAGUGUUACAAGGGGCCCAACUCAUAUAUGUGGAUGUCUUUACUCCUUUAUAUGACUUCAUUCUCUCUCCAAACAAGUAUGGGUUUGAGGAGACCAUGGUGGGAUGUUGUGGAACAGGGAUGGUGGAGGCAGGGUUGGCAUGCAAUGCAAACUCUCUUGUUUGCAUUGAUGCAUCAAAGAGGAAGCUGACUAUGAGGAAAGGGAGGAAUCUGAGCAUGAAUCUGAAGAUGAUUCUGAAGAAGAGACUGAGGGCUGCUGGCUCUAUUUACUCAGUUUGCAGCUUUAUUAUUAAUGUUCAGCCUUUGUUUUUCGCAUGCCACUGUGGGCCAGCUUUAGGCCAUCAACAGCUUCUAUCAUGCAGUUCAUGGCCACGGUUUGCUUCUGAAGCUUCAGACAUAAACUCUCUUUAUGAUUGUUGCAUUUCCUUUGAUUAUAAUGAUGCUAACUGCAGAAAGGAGACGCUGAGGGUCUUAUUGAGGAUAGCAAAUCCAAAAUUUGGUUUCAACCAAAGACUGGCAAUAGUCGAAAGCAAAUGUAAGUAG
Molecule: messenger RNA, 904 nt
Organism: Dioscorea cayenensis subsp. rotundata (Guinea yam)
Lineage: Eukaryota; Viridiplantae; Streptophyta; Magnoliopsida; Dioscoreales; Dioscoreaceae
Product: GDSL esterase/lipase At5g45960-like
Exons: 6
Coding region: 35-904 (289 amino acids)
Molecular function (GO): hydrolase activity, acting on ester bonds
Source: RefSeq, a predicted model, not a curated record